This is a messenger RNA of Magnusiomyces paraingens, 966 nucleotides long. RefSeq names its product 40S ribosomal protein RACK1. The record is from RefSeq and is a predicted model, not a curated record. Bases 1 to 966 code for a protein of 321 amino acids. Gene Ontology annotation, biological process: rescue of stalled cytosolic ribosome; positive regulation of protein phosphorylation. Lineage: Eukaryota; Fungi; Ascomycota; Dipodascomycetes; Dipodascales; Dipodascaceae. Gene Ontology annotation, cellular component: nucleus; cytosol. Gene Ontology annotation, molecular function: translation regulator activity; protein kinase C binding; ribosome binding. The transcript is spliced from 2 exons.
AUGUCCAACGAAGUUCUUGUUCUCCGUGGCACCCUCGAGGGCCACAACGGCUGGGUCACGGCCCUUGCGACCUCCGCUUCUAACCCAGACAUUUUGUUGUCUGCGUCGCGUGAUAAGUCGCUCAUCAUCUGGAACCUGACUCGCGACGAGGAGGCCUACGGUGUGCCCAAGCGCGCCCUCAAGGGCCACGACCACAUUGUGCAGGACGUUGCCAUCUCGCUCGACGGUGCGUACGCCAUUUCUGCGUCGUGGGACAAGACUCUCCGUCUGUGGGACUUGAACUCGGGCAAGACCCUCCAGCGCUUUGUUGGCCACGAAGGUGACGUUCUUUCCGUCUCUUUCUCUGCUGACAACCGUCAGAUUGCCUCUGCUGGCCGUGACCGCACUAUCCGCAUCUGGAACACCAUUGGUGAGUGCAAGUACACUUUCAACGAUGCUUCUGCCCACUCCGACUGGGUCUCUUCUGUUAGAUUCUCUCCUGUCGAGAAGGAGGAUGGUGUUUCUGCUGUCAUCUCUGCCGGCUGGGACAAGCUUGUCAAGGUCUGGGACAUUAAGAACGCUAAGCUCCUUGCUGACAACAUUGGCCACACUGGCUACGUUUCCGCCAUCACUGUCUCCCCUGAUGGAUCUCUUUGCGCUUCCGGUGGCAAGGACGGUUCUAUCAUCCUUUGGGAUCUUAACUCGUUCAAGCACCUUUACUCCCUCUUUGGCAAUGACGAGAUCUACUCUUUGACCUUCUCCCCCAACAGAUACUGGCUCUGCGCUGCCACUUCCUCUUCCAUCAAGAUCUUUGAUCUUGAGAAGAGAGCCCUUAUUGAUGAGCUUAAGCCUGACUUUGCUCUUGCUUCUAUCUCUUCUAAGGAGCCCGAGGUCAUUUCCCUGGCCUGGUCUGCUGACGGUCAGAACCUCUUUGCCGGUUACACCGACAACUUGAUUCGCGUCUGGCAAAUCAUGCAGUCCAACUAA